This is a messenger RNA of Seriola dumerili (greater amberjack), 1958 nucleotides long. It is a transcript of the gene cunh8orf34, whose product is annotated as chromosome unknown C8orf34 homolog. Lineage: Eukaryota; Metazoa; Chordata; Actinopteri; Carangiformes; Carangidae. The record is from RefSeq and is a predicted model, not a curated record. The coding region runs from base 16 to 1899 and encodes 627 amino acids. The transcript is spliced from 15 exons.
CACAACAGUUUCUUCAUGGCGUCUCCACAACAGUCAAGAAUUCAGUCGUAUCUGGAGAAGAAUAAAAUCGGACCCUUGUUUGAGGAGUUGAUGACCAAAUUGAUAACUGAGACUCCAGACCAUCCAAUCCCUUUUCUCAUUGAUCACCUGCAGACCAAGCAAGACAGCCCUGGCAAGUUGCACAGAGCUCUCUCUGGCUCCGCAGCACUGUGGGCACAGAGCUCCCCAGAAAGCAAAAACACUCGAAGGGAGUACAGCAGCUAUGAGAAGCCAUGGCAAAUUCACCCAAAGAAACCGAAGAAAUCCAAGAGUGACCUGGCUGUUUCGAGCAUCUCUCCUCCUUCACCAGAAUCCAAGUCUUUGCCGCGGUCAGUCGAGUACCCAUCCUGGGACUGGAGGGAGAGUCGGGACUUCGACGAGCUCAACCACAUUUUGCAGGAGAGCAAGAAGCUGGGCAAGGCCCUGGAGAGCCUGUCACGGAGCAUCGCCGUCUCUGAUGAGCUCGACCAGAACUUGGGAGGGUAUAACUCAGUGUUGCGCCCUCGGGUGGUGGGGGAGUGGGUUGGUCGUGAGGAAGAAGACGCAGAUCCACUAGCUGCUGAAAUGCUGCAUCCCCCUGUCCCCCGGGCCAAAACUGAAGUUUGCUGGAGUGGAGACAGCAGCCCUGCUGGGAGCCUGAAGAUGGAAACAAAGAGCAAAGGGCUAAGGGAACAGCAGCAGCAUCAUAAGAAGCUCCUGGCAGCCAUGUUGUCCCAGGACUCCUUUGAUUCAGUCCACAGCCCGGCCCCCUCUGUUGCAGAGGAAGAGAUUGAGGACGAGGACGAUGCCAUGGAGCUUCUGGAGGACCUGGAUGACCUGCGGAUGGAGGGCGUGACAGGCUUGGCUCCAUCCGGCAGUAAAUUCAGCCAGGGACGCAGCUCCUAUCAGCCUGAACCGCAGGCCAAAGUUACACUCAACAUCUGCUCUAGGUGUGCCAGGUUGCAGGGGGACAGUCUAUCAGACAGUCGAUCUGAAGAGGAGCACAGGCCUCACAUAUCUGAACAAGCUGUACCUGACAUCUCCUCUCCAUUGCCCGGGGUGGACACAGUGGCGGGACGGUUGCAGGAAUGCGAGGCCUCGUCUCAAGUGUCGGGCUCUCGUCAGGCUGUCUGGGAGGCUGAUCUGAAGGCUGUGAGAGGUGGGAGCUCUGCCGGGCAGACGGGCCUGCUACUGGGUGACUCCCUCUUUUCUAAAGAGCUGGAGAACAUGGGCAAACAGCUCGCUGAGGUUGAGAAGGAUCUGGCCAAGCUGGCAGAAGCAGGGAAGAUGACCACUCGGAGCUCUAACAAUCUGCACAGUAGUCUGCUCCACACCCCUCUUCACCACAGAACGCUGCCCGACACGCUUCCUCUCCCCAGUCUGGUCUCCAGGCCCCAGUCUCCAGCUGGCAGCCUCUCAGGCAAGCCCUGUGGCGUGGGUCUCCCUUUGCUGAGCCCCAAGCCCACCUCCCUGGUCAUGGGUCGGACUCAAUCUCCCAGCAACCCUGGGAGCAGGACUCAAACCCCCCGAACACCCAGCAGGCCCCUGACGCCAAAUAGUUUACUGACACGCUCCACCUUUAACCCUGGAUCUCAUAAAGAGGUGACCUUCAGGAGGUCGCGGAGCCGUCCUGUCACGCCCACGAGUCAGCCAAUGCAUCCCCGACCGCUGCUCACCCCUCCUGGGCUAAGCACUACAGACAGCCUUGGUGCCAGCCUACGGGCCUAUCUGUCUGAGGAUGAGUUUUACCAGCAGUUACAGGCCAUCAGACAGCCCUGGCAUAUUCCCAGUGACACAGACAGUGACAUCCUGGAGCCUCCUGAGCAGGAUAAGAGUGGUGCACGAGAUGCCAAUAAGAGAUCCGUGUUUUCAGGCCUUUAGUGAUGAAGACCAGAGACAUUGAUCCAAUCAAACUAUUAUGCAAACCACUGGACAUUUUG